AUCCCCGUCCUGGUAGCCGCGCGGCGCAGAACUGCCGGCGCUUGCCCGGCGAACCCUGCUCGGGGCCGCUUAGCUCGCUCCCAGCUCAGCUGGCGGCCUCAGGGUCCCGACCGCAGCGCCCGCGGCCCUAGGCGAAGGCAGGGGCUCACCCGAGGCUCGGCGGCUGAUGAGGCUCUCGGAACAUGGCAGCCUGUGCAUGGCUCGUCCUGGGAGGAGCUGACUUUAGUCAUCGUGAUGCCUAAGAAUCAAGUGUGACGUCUCUCCAGGUACUUCAUGGUUUCCUCCUCCCUCCUCUCCCCAUCGCUGCUCUACGUGGCUCCUAAAACAUGGGGGAAAACGAGGACGAGAAGCAGACCCAGGCCGGGCAGGUUUUCGAGAACUUCGUGCAGGCGUCCACAUGCAAAGGCACCCUCCAGGCCUUCAACAUCCUCACCCGGCACCUGGACCUAGACCCUCUGGACCACAGAAACUUUUAUUCCAAGCUCAAGUCCAAAGUGACCACCUGGAAGGCCAAGGCCCUGUGGUACAAACUGGACAAGCGUGGGUCCCACAAAGAGUAUAAGCGAGGGAAGUCGUGUAUGAACACCAAGUGUCUCAUCAUCGGGGGAGGACCAUGUGGUUUGCGCACUGCCAUUGAACUUGCCUACCUAGGGGCCAAAGUGGUCGUGGUGGAGAAGAGGGACACCUUCUCCCGGAACAACGUGCUGCACCUCUGGCCUUUCACCAUCCAUGACCUGCGAGGCCUCGGAGCCAAGAAGUUCUACGGGAAGUUCUGUGCCGGCUCCAUCGACCACAUCAGUAUUCGUCAGUUGCAGCUGAUUCUGUUCAAGGUGGCCUUGCUAUUGGGGGUGGAAAUCCAUGUGAAUGUGGAGUUUGUGAAGGUUCUAGAGCCUCCUGAAGAUCAGGAAAAUCAAAAAAUUGGCUGGCGAGCAGAGUUUCUCCCUGCAGACCACUCUCUAUCGGAGUUCGAGUUUGAUGUCAUCAUUGGUGCCGAUGGCCGCAGGAACACCCUGGAAGGGUUCAGAAGAAAAGAAUUCCGUGGGAAGCUGGCUAUUGCAAUCACCGCCAACUUCAUAAACAGAAACAGCACAGCUGAGGCCAAGGUGGAAGAGAUUAGUGGCGUGGCUUUCAUCUUCAAUCAGAAGUUUUUUCAGGACCUUAAAGAAGAAACAGGAAUUGAUCUUGAGAACAUUGUUUACUACAAGGACUGCACCCACUAUUUUGUCAUGACCGCCAAGAAGCAGAGCUUGCUUGACAAAGGUGUCAUCAUUAAUGACUACAUCGACACAGAGAUGCUGCUGUGCGCAGAGAAUGUGAACCAGGACAACCUGCUUUCCUAUGCACGCGAAGCUGCAGACUUUGCCACCAAUUACCAGCUGCCGUCUUUAGACUUCGCCAUGAACCAUUACGGACAGCCUGACGUGGCCAUGUUCGACUUCACGUCCAUGUACGCCUCUGAGAACGCGGCCCUGGUGCGCGAGCGACAGUCACACCAGCUGCUCGUGGCCCUGGUGGGCGACAGCUUGCUUGAGCCAUUCUGGCCCAUGGGCACCGGCUGUGCCCGCGGCUUCCUGGCCGCCUUCGACACGGCAUGGAUGGUGAAGAGCUGGGACCAGGGCACUCCUCCCCUGGAGCUGCUGGCCGAAAGAGAAAGUCUUUACCGGCUCUUACCUCAGACAACCCCAGAGAACAUCAACAAGAACUUUGAGCAGUACACGUUGGACCCCGGGACACGGUACCCAAACCUCAACUCAAACUGUGUGAGGCCCCAUCAGGUGAAGCAUUUGUACAUCACUAAGGAGCUGCACCAGUGCCCUCUCGAGAGGCUGGGCUCAGUGAGGAGAUCUGUCGGCCUCUCCAGGCGGGAGUCAGACAUCCGGCCCAGCAAGCUCUUAACCUGGUGCCAGCAGCAGACUGAGGGCUACCAGCAUGUCAACGUCACCGACCUGACCACGUCCUGGAGGAGUGGCCUGGCCCUGUGUGCCAUCAUCCACCGCUUCCGGCCUGAGCUGAUCAACUUUGAUGCUUUGAACGAAGAUGAUGCUGUGGAGAACAACCAGCUGGCAUUUGAUGUGGCCGAGCGCGAGUUUGGCAUCCCACCAGUAACCACGGGCAAAGAGAUGGCAUCAGCCCAGGAACCCGACAAGCUCAGCAUGGUCCUGUACCUCUCCAAGUUUUAUGAGCUCUUCCGGGGCACCCCGCUGAGGCCUGUGGAUUCUUGGCGCAAAAACUACAGAGAGAAUGCUGACCUCAGCCUGGCCAAAUCAUCCAUGUCCCACAACUAUCUCAACCUCACGUUUCCAAGAAAGAGGACUCCACGAGUGGACAGUCGAAUGGAAGAGAAUGACAUGAACAAGCGGAGGCGGAAAGGCUUCAACAACCUUGACGAGCCUUCCGCCUUUUCCAGCCAGAGCUUGGGCUCCAAUCAAGAGGGCGGUAAAGAAGGUGGAAACCAGAACAAAGUCAAAUCCAUGGCCAGUCAGCUGCUGGCCAAGUUCGAGGAGAACUCUCGGAACCCCACACUCCUGAGGCAGGAGCGCCGUGUCUCAGGCAUAGGUAAGCCUGUCCUGUGCUCUUCCUCUGACCCUCCUGUUAACUCUCGCUGUCCCAAGCCGGAGGAGCCCACUCCCAGCCCGUCGUCAACUCUGAAAAGGCAGUUCCCCUCGGUGGUCGUGACGGGGCAUGUGCUCCGAGAGUUAAAUCAAGUGUCUGUUGGCGGUGAGUGCCCGAGCAGGCCCUGGCGAGCCCGAGCCAAGUCUGACCUGCAGCUGGGUGGGCCAGAAAACCCCGCCGGUCUGCUUCCCCCAUGCCAGGGAGCGCUGGGCCUCUCCGGGGUGCUGCGGCGGCUGCAGCAAGUGGAGGAAAAGAUUCUGCAGAAAAGGGCUCAGAACUUGGCCAACAGGGAAUUUCACACAAAGAAUAUUAAGGAGAAGGCGGCUCACCUGGCUUCCAUGUUUGGACACGGGGAUUUCCCACAGAAUAAACUACUCUCUAAAAGCCUGUCUCAUACUCAUCCUCCGUCUUCUCCCUCCUGCCUUCCAUCUCCUGAUUCAGCUGCUCCUUCCUCUCCACCGACUGUUGACUCUGUUUCUCCUGCCAGAAAGCUGACGGUAGGGAAAGUGUCCAGCGGAAUAGGGGCUGCAGCUGAAGUUCUGGUCAAUCUGUACAUGAAUGAUCACAGACCUAAGACCCAGGCCACCUCUCCAGACCUGGAGUCUAUACGGAAGGUGUUUCCCCUGAACCUGGGUGGCAGCGACACCUGUUACUUCUGUAAGAAGCGUGUGUACGUGAUGGAGCGGCUGAGCGCAGAGGGCCACUUCUUCCACCGAGAGUGUUUCCGCUGCAGCGUCUGUGGCACCACCUUGCGCCUGGCUGCCUAUGCCUUCGAUGGCGACGAAGGCAAGUUUUUCUGCAAGCCUCAUUUCAUCCACUGUAAAACCAACAGUCAGCAACGGAAGCGACGGGCAGAGUUGAAGCAACAAAAAGAGGAGGAGGGGAUGUGGAAAGAGCAAGAAGCCCCUCGGCGAGACCCGCCCCCCGAAAGUUCUUGCGCUGCUGCUGCCAUCAGCAUGCCGGAAGGCAGCCCCCCAGAUGAGCCAACCUCCCCCAAGAAGCCCAAGAGCAUCCCGGAGCCCGAGCCUGGGAACGUGGCAGGUGGAGCUGCCUCUCCCCUGCCUUCUGAGUGGACUUCUGUGAGGAUUGGCCCUGGGGAGGACAUGGUCGGGCAGGACGUGCUGGCUGUGCGUGUCUUGGUCACCAGCGAUGACAGCAGCUCUGACACAGAGUUCGACCAUGGUGGCAGGGAGGCCUCCAGGGCAGAACCCUCUGACAAAAGACCCCAGCAGCUGGAACCCCAACCCCCACCCCUCCCAAAGCUCCUCACCCGGCACAGCUCCCUGAGGGAGACCCUGACCCAGACAAUCUCUGCACAAGGGCCCAAGGAACCUGAAGCUGGGCAAGCUCUGCAGCGGGCCAAUAGCUUCCAGUCUCCAACUCCCAGCAAAUACCAGAGUGGGAGAAGAAAAUUCCAGUCCAGCUUGACACCAGCGAACAACGAAAGAAUUAUGUCGCCUCCAAAGGAAGCGUCUUCUCUUUCUCCUUCCUCAUCUUCUCCUUCACCUUCCCUGCCAUCUUCUUCUUCAGCCGAUGUCUCAAGGAAUGCUCUGGAUGGCUCCUCCCCGCCCCAGGUGACAGUUUACACCCCGAACUCGCAGGUCUCCAGAGGUCAUUUCAGUCCUUCCACCCCCAUCUUUCUGAGACGAGCCAGAGGCCAAGGACCACCCAUGGAACUCUCCCUGCAUCUGCCUCAUGGCCAAGUGCUGGAGCGGGCAGAAUACUGCCUGGUGAGUCCUGGUGGAGAUGGCCUCGCAAGCCCCAGGCCGCCCAGACCUGCAGAGAUGGCUUCUGAUGGGUGUCAGGAAUCUGAGGCCCCUCCUGGGGAUACCAGAAGCAUCCACAGAGGCCCACACCCCUUUGGAGGGAAGGACAGGUGCUUACCAGACCAAGGGCUGUCUCCUGGGACUGGAGAGGAACCAGGAGAACGAAGUACCGGACCCAAGAGGGGAGAGGAGCGGGAGUCCGCGCUGGCAGAGGGGAAGAAGUUGGGCUUAAAGAAGCUGGUCCUCACUCCGGAGCAGAAGACCAGGUUGCUGGAUUGGAGUGACUCCAACCCUGAGGGCUUGCGCCCCGAAGCCAGGACGCAGCUCUCCCAGAAGAGCACCGAAAGUGGCAGAGGAGACCAUGUGCUGAAACCAGUCCACCCCUUUCUGCUUCCUCGGGUGGUGAGAGAGACCCCACCGGCCCAGAGAGAGGCUCAGGAGAAGACGGGGACCCCAGCUGAACGGGCUCCAGGGGAGCGGAGCACGGCCCCGCCCAAGUCCCCACUGCGGCUCAUAGCCAAUGCCAUCCGCAGGUCCCUGGAGCCACUCCUCACCAGCUCCGACGGUGGGAAGAGGGCCUGGGCUAAGCCAGAGCCAAAGACUCUGCCCACCAGCCCACCCCACGCCCGCACUCGCUCGUUCAGCCUUCGGAAAAACAGCUCCAGUAAAGACGGGGACCAGCAGUCCCCCAAGAGAGACAUGGCGAGCAGAGCCUCAGCCUUCUUCUCCCUGGGCACCUCCACGACCAAGGCUCCCCAGUCCUCGGAUCCGAGCCUUCCUGAUCCUCUCCUCCGCACCCACAGUUUCACCAACCGGCCAUCCAAGAUGUGUCCAGUGCCUGUGUCCCCACCCUGCAGCAAGAUGGACGAUGUCCCCACACUCCUGGAGAAAGUGAGUUUGCAAGAGACGUUCCCGGAUCCGUCCAGGGUUCCUAAGAAAAAGACCUCGCUCUUUUCCUCCCUCAGACUCAGAGACAAGUCUUUGGAGAGUUUCUUCCAAGAGUCUAGACCAAGAAAGGACCUCCAAGACCUUUUCAGCAUCCCCAAGGGGAAAGUGCUGCCCAUGGACAGUGCCCAGCCCCCAGAGAAGCUGGUGCAGCCUGUCAGUAGCACCUGCCUGGGGCAGCCCGCCCCUCCUCCUCCUCCGGAGAAAGAUGCAGGUCCCAACCAUAUCCCCAUCAGAGCCCAGGUGACAGGGGCUCUCUCUUCCACCUCGUCUACCACCACCUCUUCUACAGAUGAAGAAUUUGAUCCCCAGCCUUCCGUGCAGUCAAAGGAGAGGAAGACACUCCGAAGAAGAAGAAAGCUGGAAAAAGCAACAAAACAAUUGGUUAAGCAAGAAGAAUUGAAAAGACUUCAUAAGGCUCAGGCCAUCCAGAGGCAGCUGGAGGAGGUGGAAGAGCGGCAGAGGGCUUCUGAGAUCCAGGGCGUGAGGCUGGAGAAGGCGCUGCGAGGAGAAGCAGAUUCAGGCACACAGGAUGAAGCACAGCUUUUGCAGGAAUGGUUUAAGCUGGUUCUGGAGAAGAAUAAAUUAAUGCGAUAUGAGUCAGAACUACUGAUCAUGGCGCAAGAAUUGGAAUUAGAAGAUCAUCAAAGCAGACUGGAGCAGAAACUACGAGAGAAGAUGCUCAAAGAGGAGAGCCAGAAAGAUGAGAAUGAUCUGAAUGAAGAGCAAGAAAUACUCAACGAGAUGAUGCGUGUGAUUGAGCAAAGGGACAAGCUGGUGGACUCCUUAGAGGAACAACGCAUAAAAGAGAAGGCAGAAGACCAGCACUUUGAAAGCUUCAUAUUCUCCAGGGGCUGCCAGCUGAGCAGGACGUGAGCAGGCCUGGUGCCCCUUCACUCAUGCCUACUUCUCUUCAUAGGCUAUGUCAGACCUGGAACUAAAGUUAUACUCUACUGCAAUAUAUAUAUAUAUAUUUAACUUAAAGUUCUCUCAUAUGUACUCCAGCUACCUGCCCAAGAUCCUUCCAGAGAUUUUAACGAAGAAAAUACAAAGACUCUUUUGACCUUGACAGGCAACUUCUGCUGGUCUCUGAGAUUGGAGGUGACCUUGGAAGAUGACCAGCAUUGCUUUCCCUAGAAAGUGACACAGAGAUUGACUUUGCUGCUGCUUUCACUAUUUCUCUUCCCAAUUCAUUGAGUUACACAUCUUGAGAUUUUUAAGACGCUGCCUUUUCAUUAAUAUAUCCGUAUUUGCCUUUUUUUGCAUGGAUGACUGGUUUCCAAAUGUCAGAAAGAAGCAGUUGCAGUUUAAAGAUUAGGUUAAUAUUUAAAUUGUGUUUCCAGAGAAAGAGGCGACACCUCGAGAUUAGUGAUUACAUAAAGCAAAUAGCUCAUAUAGCAGGUGUUAAUUCAAUCCAGGGUGAAUUUAAUUUACCAGGUGUAUUUAUAAGCCUUAAUAUAAUAUACAUAAGCGAUGAGAGUUUAAUAGAACACUUGAGCCUUAAUUUUAUUUAAAG
Messenger RNA from Phacochoerus africanus (Common warthog), 6840 nucleotides. It is a transcript of the gene MICAL2, whose product is annotated as microtubule associated monooxygenase, calponin and LIM domain containing 2. Bases 327 to 6200 code for a protein of 1957 amino acids. Lineage: Eukaryota; Metazoa; Chordata; Mammalia; Artiodactyla; Suidae. The transcript is spliced from 36 exons. Gene Ontology annotation, molecular function: protein binding; FAD binding. The record is from RefSeq and is a predicted model, not a curated record.